Messenger RNA from Uranotaenia lowii, 6320 nucleotides. Its product is annotated as transcription factor Sp4-like. Gene Ontology annotation, biological process: regulation of transcription by RNA polymerase II. Gene Ontology annotation, molecular function: RNA polymerase II cis-regulatory region sequence-specific DNA binding; DNA-binding transcription factor activity, RNA polymerase II-specific. Lineage: Eukaryota; Metazoa; Arthropoda; Insecta; Diptera; Culicidae. The record is from RefSeq and is a predicted model, not a curated record. Bases 683 to 4111 code for a protein of 1142 amino acids. The transcript has 9 exons.
UCAUGGUUUGCUACGAAAAAAGAAGCCUUCGGCUUGUCGGAGUAUUAUUUCCUAAAUAACUAAAUUAUUUAGAUUCGAAACGUCGGUUUUAUGUGUAAAAAUUAAGUUUAACAUAGUGUGGAGUGGUUUAAAAAUAAGAAUUGCGAUACUAAGGCCUUGAAAACGUGUUGAAGACUGUCCCAGAAUAAGUGAAAUGGAUUUGAAGGUCUCGUAAAAUUUUUGACUAGCCACACAUACAUGGGACAAAGUGGUUUGUGCAGUUGUUGUGUACAGGCGUACAAAGAUAUCGGACUUGAAUCGAAGUGUUCUCAGGAGACGACCAAGCGUAGGGAACAUUUUUCGGUGAAAAUGUAACUCCGGCAGACGCAAAUCAUAUCUCCGGGCAUCCUUGAAUGGAAGCGACUAUAAAAAAGGAACCGGCCGAUGAUCCGGUUCCAACGAUGUGAACACUUCGGUCACACGUUGUUGCGACCCGGCGUCGCAAAACCGAGACCCUAUUCAAAUAGAGAUAAAUCUAAAUCACAAGACUGUUGGAAGACAACGAAACCUCCCUUUCGCACUCCUAGUAUAGUAGAAGUUAACUUUAAAGUUAAAGUUUUCGGAAAAAACGAAAUAAAAAAGCGCGCGUAAAUGAAACCCAGUGGAGUACCAUAACCGUACUUUAAGCUCCACCCACACAUAAAUGGACUCCUCGCAGGGCAAUUUAGCGCCCGGCCAAGAGAUUCGUGUCGUCAGUGCCUCGGUAGUGGCCCAACUCCAGGCUCAAGGAUUGCAGGGCAAUGAACUCAAUGCAGCUAUCAUGGCUGCAUCGCAGCCGCAAACCGCUGCACAGCAAGCUGUACAGCAGCAACAAAUACAGCAACAACAGCAGCUUCAACAGCAGCAACUUCAGCAGCAGCAACUGCAGCAACAGCAGCAGCAACAACAGCAGCAGCAACAGCAACAGCAGCAACAACAUCAACAACAGCAGCAAACACAGCAACAACAACAUCAGCAGCAGCUGCAGCAACAACACGCGCAGAACCAAUCUCAGCAAAACAUGGCACAAGCGGUGCAGCAACAGCAGCAGCAGCAGCAACAACAACAACAAGCAGCAACGCAACAAGCACAGCUGCAGCAACAGGUUCAACAGCUUGCUCAGCUGUCGCAAGCUCAGCAGCAAGCAAAUCACCAACCACAAGUCAUCACACUUCAGCAGCUACAGAAUUUCCUACCCCAGCAUCAGCUGAAUACCAUCACAACUGCCGAUGGAACGCCCGUUCAGGUCGCAGUAUCCUCGGCAACAACCACACCAGUUGGAACCCCAGUUAAAACAUUCGUUACAUCUCCUCAAGUGCAGCAGCCGCAGAUACUGAACCUCCAAGGGAUACCACAGCAGGUACUACCGGGAGGACAAAUCAUUCAGAAUCCCAACGGACUUUUUCAAAUGAUUCAACCAGUGCAGACGGUUAACGUAGAUGGGCAGGACACCCUGUUUGUACCGGGUGGAAUACAGGGUAAUCCACUGGCCGGUGCCCAGGCGGUGCAGAUCAAUGGUCAACAAGCUUUCCUAACACCUUCCGGCCAAUUGAUCCGAGCCCCGAAUGGUGUAGUUCCUAACUUUCUCCAGAAUAUGACUCAGGCUGUUCAGCUACCGAAUGCUGGUCAGGCUACGCUUACUAUCCCGGGAACUAAUAUAACAAUCCCCUUGGGUACGGCAAACACCGCAGCUAAUGUUCUAGCUCAACAGCAACAACAACAGCAGCAGCAACAGCAGCAACAAGCUGCAGUUGUGGCUGCUGCUACCGGUCAACAGCAAGCACAGGCCCAACAGCAAACGCAACAGCAACAGCAGCAGCAACAACAUCAAGCUCAACAGCAACACCAAGCUGUAGCCACGACUGCCCAGCAGAUUCAGCAAGUUCAACCACAGGCAACGAUAACCAUUCCUGGAACCAAUAUCCAGGUACCGGCCUCGGCAUUAACAACGCAAAACAUUUUGCCUAACAAUAUCACAACCAUUAAACUGGAAGGAGGUCAAAAUGUGCAAGUCCGACCGGCAGCUGCGAUACCUCAGGUUGUUCAAUUCCCGAUGCAACAGACCGUUCCGGUACAGGUUCCGAUAUCGACCGGCAACGGGCAAACAGUUUAUCAAACCGUCCACGUGCCAAUCCAAGCUAUCGGUUCUGCCUUCGUUCAACCGCAGAUGCAGGUGAUCCCGCAGAUUCCUCAGGUGGCAAACAUCAUCACUCCUUCGGGGCAGAUUCAGCAAGUUCAGCUCACGUCGAUUAACCCGCUAGCCGGACUGCAGGCAGCCGCGGCUCCUCAGAACAUCAUUCUCCAGCAGCAACCCAACCUGACCCAAACAGCCGCCUCGGCAGCUGUCAAUGCGUCCAAUCCGCUAGUGACAUCCUUGCACGGAGGAUCCGUACAACCGGGUGUUGCUACAACGCAAGAUAACGGUCAGCAAUCGCAGUCUCAAACACAGGCCCAGCCGCAACCCAUUACGAUAGCUGGACCGCAGGUGGGGCAGCAGAUCACGGUGAUACCUUCCAACACGCUGCCACAGCUUCGACAGAAUGCAACCAACAUCAUCCAGGUGCCGAACAUACCCGGCCUCCAGGCGAUCCCGGUACAGAACAUUCCGGGCAUCGGCAACGUUCAAGUGAUCCCUUCAAAUUUCAUGCAACCGGUUCAACCGCAAACAGCGGCGUCGCAGCCUCAGUUGAACCCGGUCAAUCAAACAGGGCAAACUAUGUCCCUUCAGCAGGCAGCGGCGCAUCAAUUAUCAAAUAUAAAGCCGGAUCCAAGCGACCCCGGUAAGGGUUGGUUCAUCAAGCAGGAAGUUAUGCCAAUUCAACCGGUAGUGUCGGUCGCAGGAACCGGCUCUGGUGCUGGUAACGGAGUCACAGGUGGCAGUGGCACCGGUACCAGCAUGCCCACGCACAUACAACCUUCCCCAGCCGGGAGUAGUUCCUUACCCAUCCAACCGAGUCCGGCGCUCGUAAAUGUGGGCCCAGCGAUCCAUCAGAUCAAAGGAGAAAUCCUUCAUUCGCCGACGACCACACAAACCUCGGUCAACGUAAACAUAAGCCUAUCGGGGGACGGAGGAGGAGGCGGGGGCGGUGGUCACGGAGCUCCCCGAUCGGCCGGUGGCGAUCGUAAUUCGGAGGUCGGUGCAGGUGAACCUCAGAAGCCUCGCGUUCGGCGGGUCGCCUGUACCUGUCCCAACUGUGAAACCAAGGGCGAGGGACCUCCGAACAGCAAGAAGCAACAUAUCUGUCACGUGAGCGGCUGCAACAAGGUCUACGGCAAGACGUCCCAUCUGAGGGCGCAUCUCCGGUGGCACACAGGUGAACGACCCUUCGUGUGCUCCUGGAUGUACUGCGGCAAGCGGUUCACCCGAUCGGACGAGCUGCAGCGGCACCGAAGGACGCACACCGGCGAGAAGCGAUUUCAGUGUCCGGAGUGCAACAAGAAGUUCAUGCGCAGCGAUCAUCUCUCGAAGCACAUCCGCACCCACAACAAACUGAAGAAGGACCACGUUCGCUACAUCCUCGAGAACGACCUGCAGUAUUGCGAUCAAUUGAAGGGCGGCGGUGGUUUCAGCGACGAUGGCGAGGAAGAUAUGGAUGACGAUUAUGAGCUGCGUGCGGAUGACGAAGAAGACGAGGAGGAACCGGGCGAGAUUCCUGCGGCAAUGCCCGCCAAGGUGAAACAGGAACCGCCCAAUCCGAUUGGUCCUUCCGGCCAGGUGCCUAUGGGAAUGAUGAUAACGGCCGCCGGUGCUCAUCCGGGAGGGCCGACGACGGUUCAACCGAUGGCAGUUAGCAAUGGAGCCGGUGGCACUGGGAUUGUCUGGAUAGCGUCUCCUGCCCUGAUGGGCAUGCAACAGCAGCAGCAGCAGGAGCAAGUUCAGCAACAGCAAGCUCAACAACAGCAGCAGCAACAACAAAAUGCCCCACCUCUUCCACCUCCACUCUACAGCAUCAAGCAGCUGAACAAUGCUCAGGAAGUAGCAAAUUCGGCCCACUCGGCAUCGUCGGACAGCAACGAUAGCUCCGACGAGAAGAUGAUGAUCACCCUGGGGAAUUCGGGCGACGAUCCGGAUCAAUCGAUCGAGUCCAACUAGCACUUGGAACCGCUGUCCGUUCAUCAGUUUACGACGUUCGACAGCAUCUUGCAGCAUCAGCACCAGCGAUGGUAAAUGGAAGGAGGUUUCCAAUCGAAGGGAUAGUUUUAUUUUUAAAUUUUGGAACUAUGAGUUAACCGUUUAGAAAUAGGUUCGAAUGAUUUCAGAUUCCAUCAAACAUAGAGAAAAAGUGGUACGGAACGAAGGUUCCGUAUUUCAAUUUUAAAAAAGGACAAUAUUCCAUUCUAUUCAAAAAUUGUUUCUAAGUUGAGAGAAGUAAACGAACCCGAACAUAAUGAGUUGGAGUAACAGAACAGGUAUUUUAGAACAGUUUUGCUUGCGAGUACUUUUAAGUAACAAAAUGAAGAAACAAAAUCGUUCUUGGGCCUCGAAAAUCUGUCAACAUGAUUUUUUAUAAAUAAAAUGAUAUUUAAAAAUGUUCGAUAUUCAAAUUAGAACUUAAUGUGUAAAUACACAUUUUAUCUUAUUCGAAAAAAGUUGUUACAGUAAAUCAAUAUUAUUGGUUCCAAAAUAAUGGAAAAUGUCCUCUUUCAAACGUUAUUUUGAAAUUUUGUUUCACACUUUUUUCUGGAGACAGUUUUUUGGCUGAGGCCAAAAAAAUCCAGUAAUUUUUAGUCGCAUAAAAUCUUCAGACUAGAUCUCCUUACAUUUAAAGUGUUGAUGAAAAAAGAGUGGAACAGAAUUUUAUUUGAAUACUCAUAAACUGAACAACUUUCUAAAACUAUCCUUUCGAACAAAAAUUAAAAAAUAAACCAAUUGAAGAUAAAUUUUACAAACAAAACACUUGAAAAAACUUUUGAAGAAAUGAAAACGACUUAUUUUCGAUGCAAAAUUUGAAGAAAAAAACUUGUUUUUGCGGCUUUAAAAACUCUACUUUCGAACACACCAUAUAAUUUUUCUAUUUUUCUUAUCCAAAUUGCAAAUUAAAAAGUUAAGUUCUUCACUCUGAACUCAUUAUUUUUAAUGUGAAAAUUUAAUCACAUUGGAAAUCAUGAAGUCAAAAACCUAACUUCAGGUAGAUAAUUUAAAUAAUAGGAUCCGUAUCUUUUUUUAAUUGUUUUCAAGAUGUUAUUUUUUGAAACUUUGUUUGUUAAUAUUUCCAACAUGUUGGAAUUGAUGUCAAUCGGACAAGAACUGAUUCCUUAAGUAUUUAAAAAAAAAUCCCAUUCACGAUGAAAUUGAAUAAAAAAAAAACGAUAGAAAAACAUCCGCAAGUUGGGUUGUCCCAGCAUUAAAUGAAUGUGUCCCAAGUCAGUGUAAAAAAAGAAUAAAAUAAACUUCGUCAGAGCGUGUAGAAAAGUAGUGAAAACAAACGGAAAUCGAACAAAUAAACCAGUAAACGAGCAAGCUCCGAUCGCUCCAACCAUUUGUUGUAAGAAAUUUUAAACUGAAUCGAAUCGAAUAAAAUUUCAGUAGUGUAACAACCAUUUUUUAAGUCAACAACUCGAUGUCUGUAUUUAUAUACGAGAAAAGUUAAAAACAAAAUUACACAUAUAUUGAUAUAAUAUAAACCCCUAAACAAACGUUAAACAAAACAACUCAACUCGCUUAAUUAGUAAUGAUCGUUUUUUUCUCUACAUAAACUUCCAUGUUUUGAUUAGGGCAAUUAUACCUACCUAUUUCAGAAUUUUGUUUCAAAUCCCCACAUUGAGUCUAGUGUAAACUUUUAAGAAAUCGCAGAUAUAUAUAAAUUUCUAAUUUAUUUAGUGAAAUAAUUACAUAAAUUGUUGAUAUUUGAGUAAUGCAGUAAACAACGGUGAACGUUUUUACACCUUCACAAAUGGGACGAAUCAAAAUUGAUUAUUGAAAAAGAAAAAAAAAAUCCUUAACAGAUAACAGCAAAAUUACAUACAGGAAAAAACCAAUCAGUACCUUAUUAAUAAUUUGAAGUCUAGCAAUGUAAAAGUCUAGUUUCUAGGUUUGGCUAUUUAACUGAUUUCGGCAUCUUUGGCCCACGUUUUAGUUAUAUAUUUUCACGUCAUGUCGUCUCCGUCGUUUUAACUCUACUUCGUUUCAGUGUACAUUUCUGCAGAAAAGUAAACCGUAAUCCGUGAAAAAUAUAUAUAUCGAUAUUAUAACAUCUGUGAAGCGAAAGAAAAACUAAUCGAAAUCAUUUGUAGGCAGUCUGGCAGACGGUAGUCUGGCGAAUCCAUUUAAAACAAUAAUAAAAUUUUAAUAUUUUUCAAAA